AUGGCUUCUUCUUCCAGGGCUGUUGUAUCGAGGAAGCAUGAGGUUUUCCUCAGUUUCUGUGGCGAGGACACCCGGACCACGUUUCUCAGCACCUUACACGGAGCUUUGACGCGGGAAAAUAUAGAUGUUUUCAUUGAUGAUGAACUUAACAGAGGAGAGGAGAUUUCGUCAUCUCUUGUGACUGCAAUUGAAGAAUCAAUGAUUUCAGUUAUAAUUUUCUCGGAAGGUUAUGCGUCUUCAAGAUGGUGUCUUGAAGAACUUGUUAAGAUCAUGGAGUGCAAGAAAACGCAAAAACAGGUGAUAAUACCAGUUUUCUAUUGCAUAGAUCCAUCAGAAGUAAGGAAUCAAACUGGAGCUUUUGGAGAUGGAUUUGCCAGGCUCGUAGGAAGUUUUGAUGAGGAGAAACUAAAGAAGCUACAAUUAACAGGAGAAAAAUUUAAGGAAAAGGUUGAGGCAUGGAAAGAUGCUUUGAGAGGGGCAGCCAACAUAUCUGGCAGGACAUCAAAUCGGAGAACGCUUAAUUAUAAUCUUGCACAGAAAGUUAUUGAAGAUGUUUUGAAGAUCUUAAAUUUCAUGUCUCCGAGUAAUAAUGACAAGAAAUUGGUUGGGUUAGAAUUAAUCAUUCACAAAAUUGAGUCUCUCUUGCAAAUUGCGUUGCCAAAUGUUCGCACUGUAGGAAUUUGGGGAAUGCGUGGCAUAGGAAAGACAACUAUUGCAAAGAGUGUAUUUGACAGAAUAAGCAAUCGGUUUGAAGGUUCAUACUUUGCUAGAAAUGUUAGGGAAGAAUCAGCAAGUCCUUAUGGACUAACUCCAAUGCGGCAAGAACUGCUUUUUGCUAUAUUAAAGGAUCGUAUUGGCUUCACAAAAGGAAGACUUGGUCGUAGAAAAGUUCUUAUUAUUUUUGAUGAUGUGACUAGUUUAGAACAAGUAGAGUUUUUAAUUGAAAAUUUUGAUUGCUUAGGCUCAGGAAGCCGAAUCAUUAUAACAACAACAGACAAACAAGUACUUCGAAAUUGUGGGGUAGAUGAUAUUAAUAUAUGUAAGAUAAAGGGGCUACAUAACAAUGAAGCUCUUCAGCUUUUUAGUUGGUAUGCUUUUCGACAAAAUCGUCCCAAUAUAGGUUAUGAGGACUUGUCAAAAAGGGUAGUAAAAUAUACUAAAGGUGUUCCCUUAGCUCUUAAAGUGUUGGGUUGUUGCUUACUUGGCAAGUCAAAAGAAGUUUGGGAAAGUGCAUUGAAAAAAUUUGAAAUAAUUCCUCAUAAGGAUAUUCACAAAGUACUAAAAAUAAGUUAUGAUGAACUAAACGAUGAUGAGCAAAAUAUAUUUCUAGAUAUUGCAUGUUUUCUUAAAUGGCAGGAUAAAGAUUUUGUGGUUGACUUCUUGAAUGCUUGUGACUACGAGGCAGAAUUUGGACUAAGUGUUCUCAGUGAUAAAUGUCUCAUAACUAUGACAGAAGAUAACAAGUUAACAAUGCAUGAUUUGCUUCAAGAAAUGGGUUGGGAAAUAGUUCGACAAGAAUCUAUACAAGAACCGGGUAAACGUAGUCGUUUAUGGUAUCAUAAAGACGUCUAUAGCAUAUUGGAAGAAAAUAAGAUUUCUAAUGUAAUUGAAGGCAUCUGUUUAGACAUGUCUAAACAAGGAGAGAUCAUAUGCUUAGAACGUAGUGUUUUAGCAAAGAUGGAUCAACUUAGAUUCUUUAAGCUGCAUAAUGCGCUCAAUGAAGAGAAUGAUAUCAACAAGGUGCAUGUUUCCCAGGAGCUUUGUUAUGUUUCGCAUAAACUACGAUACUUGUGUUGGCAUGGAUGUCCACUGAAAUCACUGCAGUCAAACAUUUUUUCCAAGAACCUAGUUGCCCUUGACAUGCCUCAUAGCAGUAUUGAAGAACUUUGGCCUACUGUCCAGCUUGAUCGUUUGAAACAUGUUAACCUAAGCUACUCUAAACAUCUAAAAAUCCAAGAUCUGUCAUUGGCCCCUAAUCUGGAGAGUUUGAUUUUAGAAGGCUGUACAAGUUUGUGUGAGGUUGUCUCAUCCAUUUAUGGCCUCAAUUAUAAGCUUCGUAUCUUAAAUCUGAGGCACUGUAAAAGUCUUGAUAGUCUUCCAACAGACAUUCAUCUACAGUCUCUCGAAAAAGUUAUCUUUUCUGGAUGCUCAAAUCUUAAGAAGUUUCCACAGAUCUUCUGGAACAUGAAAGAGUUAUGUUUAGAUGAAACUGCAAUAGAGGAGUUGUCGUCCUCUAUAGAGAAUUUAUCUAGACUAGUUUUGUUGGAUAUGAAGUACUGCUCUAAGCUUGAGAGACUUCCAAUAGAUAUCUGCGAGUUAAAGUCUCUUGAAUAUCUCAAUCUCUCAGGGUGCUCAAAACUUCACGGGUUGCCUAAUAACUUGGGAAAUUUAAGAGCUUUGAGGGUGCUUAAAGCAGAGAGGGUCAUUACAAGAGAAGUACCAACGUCCAUUCUAAAUUUGCACUGGCUAGAAGAACUAGAUCUAACCAACUGUGGUAUUGAGGAGUUGCCAAAUAAUCUAGAUCAGUUAUUCACACUACAAAGUUUACGUCUGGGCAGAAACUUUUUUGAGAGCAUUCCAACAAGCAUUGAAGGCUUGGUUCAAUUGUCUUAUCUUGACAUAACCUAUUGUGAGAGGCUUAAAAUCCUACCAAGGCUUCCAAAGUAUUUAGCAAAUAUAGAUGCAAACAACUGCACAAAAUUGGAAGUAUUAUGUAGUUUGUUCCUUCCUUGGUUUAAAGAAUUUGCUGGAAGCAUGAGAAUGAACUUAAGCAAUUGUUUCAAACUGGAGCUAGAUUCCAUCUAUGAAAGAGCUUUCCAACAGUGGAAAACCAAUGAUUUUUUUAUAACGAAUCGUUAUCAAAAGAAAAGUGGCUGUAUCUGUUUCCCUGGAAGUGAAAUUCCAGAGUGGUUGGUAUCUCAAAGAGUCGGAUCUUAUAUAACUCUGGAUCUACAGGGAGAUCAUCACUCUAGUAAGUUGACUACUUAUCUUCUUCUCUGUGCUGUUGUGGAGUUUAAAAACUAUCAUAAUGAAGGAGAGGGUUUGGUGGUUGGGUUUGAGUACUUGUUUACAAGAGAAGAUGGUAUAAUGGAUGUGCUCCAUGGAACUUUGAGGGGAUGGGAGCGUGGUACUGGACCCGACUAUGUGGACUCGGAUCAUGUAUUCCUGGGAUAUGAUUUCCCUUUUUAUAUCUCUGGUUCAAACAGUAUUAAAGAUUACAAAUAUUGUGAGAUAACCAUCCGAUUUUAUGUUGAGAAUCUAAUUACUAAAAGAGAAGAUUUUUGCAAAGUGAAAAAGUGUGGAGCUUGGAGUCCAGUCUGGCAGUCAAGGGACGAGAAACCAGAGUUCAAGGAUGAGAAACCAGAGUUCAAGGACGAGAAACUAGAGUCGAAGAAAUUAAAAACUGAAAAUUUCUAUGUUGGCGAAUCUAGCACACGGUAA
Molecule: messenger RNA, 3441 nt
Organism: Mangifera indica (mango)
Lineage: Eukaryota; Viridiplantae; Streptophyta; Magnoliopsida; Sapindales; Anacardiaceae
Product: disease resistance-like protein DSC1
Exons: 5
Coding region: 1-3441 (1146 amino acids)
Biological process (GO): defense response; signal transduction
Molecular function (GO): ADP binding; protein binding
Source: RefSeq, a predicted model, not a curated record